Messenger RNA from Humulus lupulus (European hop), 864 nucleotides. RefSeq names its product probable glutathione S-transferase parC. The record is from RefSeq and is a predicted model, not a curated record. Gene Ontology annotation, molecular function: glutathione transferase activity. The coding region runs from base 130 to 864 and encodes 244 amino acids. The transcript has 2 exons. Gene Ontology annotation, biological process: glutathione metabolic process. Gene Ontology annotation, cellular component: cytoplasm. NCBI's taxonomy places the organism in Eukaryota, Viridiplantae, Streptophyta, Magnoliopsida, Rosales, Cannabaceae.
UCAAGUUCGUAGUCAAAAAAAUCAUUUUUUUUUAUUAAUUGCUUGUAUUUUAAUCCAAAUGGUUUUGGUGAAUCCUUACAGGGUAUAAAGCUACAACAAAAAUUUUGGUGGAUAUGAACAACCACAAAAAUGGAGAGGGAAGAAGUAGUAGUAAUUGGGUUUUGGACUAGUCCAUACGCCAUGAGAGUCCAAAUUGCGUUGAUAGAAAAGGGAGUCCCUUAUCAGUAUUUGGAAGAAGAAACGAUUUUCCACAAUAAGAGCCUUUUGCUUCUACAAUCGAACCCACUUCAUAAGAAGGUUCCUGUUCUCAUCCACAACGGUAAGCCCGUAUGUGAAUCCCUUGUCAUUCUUCAGUACAUAGAUGAUGUUUGGAAACAUGGAAAUUUACUACUUUCUGAACAAGACUCUUACAAUCGAGCAAAAGCAAGGUUUUGGGUUAAUUUUUUUGACACCAAGCUCAAUUAUGCUAAUUUUAUAGCAGAUUGCGGAAGGAGGAUGUGGGCUAGCAAAGGAGAAGACCAAGAGGCUGCAAAGGAAGAGUUCAUCGAAAGCUUAAGAGCACUAGAAGGAGAGCUGGGUGGGAAAUCAUAUUUUGGAGGUGAAAAGUUUGGGCUUUUGGACAUUGCUCUUAUACCCUUCUCUUGUCGAUUCUAUACAUAUGAGUUGUUUUGCAAAUUCAGCGUAGAAAAGGAAUGCCCUAAACUUAUGGAAUGGGUCAAAAAGUGCCACCAAAGACAGAGCGUCUCCAAGAUCCUUCCAGACCCAUACGAAGUCUAUAAGUUUGUGCUUCAUGCAAGAAAAUGCUUGGGAUUGAGUGAUCGAGAAGAAUCCGAGUCUAUUAUAGCUUAUAUGUUAUGUGUAUAA